Sclerotinia sclerotiorum 1980 UF-70 is the source of this 1203-nucleotide messenger RNA. Its product is annotated as serine/threonine-protein kinase. The record is from RefSeq and is a predicted model, not a curated record. Gene Ontology annotation, cellular component: transcription factor TFIIH holo complex; transcription factor TFIIK complex; nucleus. Gene Ontology annotation, molecular function: RNA polymerase II CTD heptapeptide repeat kinase activity; cyclin-dependent protein serine/threonine kinase activity; ATP binding. The transcript is spliced from 2 exons. Gene Ontology annotation, biological process: protein phosphorylation; positive regulation of transcription by RNA polymerase II. NCBI's taxonomy places the organism in Eukaryota, Fungi, Ascomycota, Leotiomycetes, Helotiales, Sclerotiniaceae. Bases 1 to 1203 code for a protein of 400 amino acids.
AUGGCAGUUUCACCUCUCAUUGUUCCAUCUGCGGAAUCUGGCGAGAGAGGCGCAAGCAGAUCAAAGCUCUCGAGUGUUGUUCCUAGUGGUAAUGGGACUCCCUCCGAUCGGCCACCUGCAACUGCUAGCACAACCUAUGAUCUAGCAGAGCAGAUGAACGAAAAUGAAAGAUCUAAAUAUGUCAAAGGCAAAAAGCUUGGAGAGGGAACUUAUGCCAACGUCUACCUCGGCCAUCUCAGAACGAAUCCUAGUGUCCUCGUAGCAAUCAAAAAGAUCAAAAUACAAAAAGAAUAUACAGAAGGAAUGGCGCCCGAUGCCAUUCGCGAACUCAAGCACCUUCAAGAGAUCUCCCACCCGAAUAUAAUAUCCCUGCUCUCAGUAUUCUCUUCGAAAGAUCAAAAUCUUAAUCUCGUUCUCGAAUUCUUGCCUCUUGGGGAUCUGGAAAUGUUAAUCAAAGACGUUGAUGGCGUACGUUAUGGUGCGGCCGAUAUAAAAGCUUGGAUGGGAAUGCUCAGUCGAGCCGUCUGGUUCUGUCAUGAAAACUUCAUUUUACACCGUGAUAUCAAACCUAACAAUUUGUUAAUUGCCGCCGAUGGAGAAGUCAAACUUGCAGAUUUCGGUUUGGCGAGGAAUUUUGCCGAUCCUCAACGAACAAUGACAUCAAAUGUAAUAACACGCUGGUAUCGACCACCCGAGCUGUUGUUCGGCGCAAGACAUUAUUCGGGUGCCGUGGAUAUAUGGUCCGUUGGACUCGUGUUUGCCGAAAUGAUAUUGAGAAUUCCGUUUAUGGCAGGUGAUACUGAGGUUCAUCAAGUGUCCCUAAUCUGCCAAGCAGUCGGUACACCAACAGAAGACAACUGGCCGGGUGUAACAAAGCUGCCCGAGUACACUGUACCUGAGCCUCCGAACCCAUUAGUUCCACGGGAACAAUAUUUAGGCAUGUUUGGAGCUGCUGGAUCCGAGGGAGUCGACUUAUUGAUAAACAUGUUGACACUGGAUCCUAGGAAAAGAAUCAUGGCUAGGGCGGUGUUAGAACAUCCUUGGUGGGCAUCGGAUCCUAAACCUACAAAAAAUGCAGAUCUACCAAAGAAGAGGGGCGGCGAAGCGAAAAUGGGGGAGGAUUUGAAGAAGAGACCGGGAAUGGUAGAUGAUGAUAGGGCAAGUAAAGUAGCGAGGAAGUUAGAUUUCUCUUCGAUGAGGUAG